UCCGCGCUGCCGGCAACCAGAACUUCCGCAAUGGCCAGUAUGGCGAGGCCUCGGCGCUGUACGAGCGCGCACUGCGGCUGCUGCAGGCGCGAGGUAGGAACCCGCCCCGCGUUUCCCCCCUCCGGGCUUGCGUCCUCCACCUGCAUCCCCGCACCGAGCCUCAAGUUGGCUCAGCCUUCGGGUUUUCCUUUCCCAGCAUCCAACCGCCACACCAGGCCCUCGCAGGGCUUGAUCCCGCGCUUCCUCCCGUCCCUUGCCGCCUAGCUGCGACCCCCAUCUAGCUCCGCCCCCCGAGGCCAGUCGGCUGCGGGCCUUAAGGGCACGCAGCCGCCGCUUCCGCCCGGAAGCUGUUGCGCACUACUCUGCGGGGAACGGAGGUGGUCCCUGUUUGCCGGUCUCCCGGGAUGGCCCCCAAACUCUCAGACUCUGUGGAAGAGCUCCGCGCUGCCGGCAACCAGAGUUUCCGCAACGGCCAGUACGCCGAGGCCUCGGCGCUGUACGAGCGCGCGCUGCGACUGCUGCAGGCGCGAGGUUCUGCAGACCCCGAAGAAGAAAGCGUUCUGUACUCCAACCGUGCAGCAUGCUACUUGAAGGAUGGGAACUGCACAGACUGCAUCAAAGAUUGCACUUCAGCGCUGGCCUUGGUUCCCUUCAGCAUCAAGCCCUUGCUGCGAAGAGCAUCAGCAUAUGAAGCCCUGGAGAAGUACCCCCUGGCCUACGUCGACUAUAAGACUGUGCUGCAAAUUGAUAACAGUGUGGCAUCAGCCCUGGAAGGCAUCAACAGAAUCACUAGAGCUCUCAUGGACUCACUUGGGCCUGAGUGGCGCCUGAAGCUGCCUCCCAUUCCUGUGGUGCCUGUUUCAGCCCAGAAGAGAUGGAAUUCCAUGCCUUCGGAGAGUCACAAAGAGACAGCUAAAAACAAAUCCAAAGAGACUGCAACUGCAAAGAGCAGAGUGCCUUCUGCUGGGGAUGUGGAGAGAGCCAGAGUUCUGAAGGAAGAAGGCAAUGAGCUUGUAAAGAAGGGCAACCAUAAGAAAGCUAUUGAGAAGUACAGUGAAAGCCUCUUGUGUAGUAGCCUGGAAUCUGCCACAUACAGCAACAGAGCUCUCUGCCAUCUGGUCCUGAAACAGUACAAGGAGGCAGUAAAGGACUGCACAGAAGCCCUCAAGCUGGAUGGAAAGAAUGUGAAAGCAUUUUACAGACGGGCUCAAGCCUACAAGGCACUCAAGGACUAUAAAUCCAGCCUUGCAGAUAUUAGCAGCCUCCUACAAAUCGAACCCAGGAAUGGCCCUGCACAGAAGUUACGGCAGGAAGUCAACCAGAACAUGAACUAACCCCAAGAGGGCAACAGGAACCCUCUACCCGACCUUCCCAGACAAGGAAGCUAGGGGCCUCCCCUGCAUCUGCCCCCAAUACCCAGCAUGCCCCUGCGGGAGUGCAAAAGCAACCCCACUUUGGCCCCUUGGAGAGGUGGCAGCCUUCCACCGGAGAAGCUUCGCUUGUCCCAAUUACGUCCAUUGCAGACAAGCACAGGACAGUUUUUAUUUCCAGAAAGGUCUCCACUGGAGCUAAAGUGUGAAGGUCCAGCCCCAGCCUCAUCCCCUUGCUUCAGCCUGGUCCUCAUCAACAAAGUCCUUGGCAAUUGUCAUGCCCCAGAUGUGCCGCAGACUGAUUGAUGCCUUGUGGUGUCCCCAGAGCCCACGCACACGUCUGCAGUUAGUCUGAGCUGGGAGGGUAGUGUUGACAGGCUACAGUGCUGGCUUACCUACACCCAGAGCAGCCUGUUGAGCUGGUUCUCCAAGGCUGCCAGCUCCCCAAGGGUACAGCUGCUGUCUGCACCCUGUCCUUGGCACAGUGUCCUGUGUUGAGCCCCCAGUGCCUUUGGUCCAGGCCCUUUGUGGGAAGGCAGAGCCUGACCCUUGGAGGCUUUGUGCUGCUGCCUUCUGUAUGGAGCUACCUACGCUGUUCAAAGAGCCCGAGUUCCUCCUGGGAUGGGGAGAGAGGCCGCCUUGAGAUUAGUGUCCCUCCAGUCUGAGCAGGAACUGACCUUUCCCUGACAGCAGCCCCUCAGGCUUCUUCAUUGUUUUCUGUUGUUACUGUUAAUAUGUUGAAGUUUAUUGAACGGAUUUUAUUGAACUGUGUGUUGCUGUUGCAUUAAAAGGUUUUCUUGUGUACA
Messenger RNA from Peromyscus leucopus (white-footed mouse), 2176 nucleotides. It is a transcript of the gene Tomm34, whose product is annotated as translocase of outer mitochondrial membrane 34. Bases 405 to 1334 code for a protein of 309 amino acids. Gene Ontology annotation, molecular function: heat shock protein binding. The record is from RefSeq and is a predicted model, not a curated record. NCBI's taxonomy places the organism in Eukaryota, Metazoa, Chordata, Mammalia, Rodentia, Cricetidae. The transcript has 7 exons. Gene Ontology annotation, cellular component: mitochondrion; cytosol.